UUGUGGCAGAGUGCUGAGGGAUCUGACAAGAAAUCCAUAUCAGUUGGGCCGUGGGGAGGUCACAACGGGCUCAUUUGGGAUGACAGAGUUCGCUCAACUGUGAAGCAGCUGGUGAUAGCUCAUGGAGCUGCCAUUGACUCUAUCCAGAUUGAAUAUGAUGAGAGAGGAAGCUCAGUUUGGUCAGACAAGCAUGGUGGAAAUGGAGGCUGGAAAACUGACAAGGUGAAGCUUGCUUCUCCAGAAGAAUUUUUAACUUCAAUCGAGGGAUAUUACGGUAAGAUAAGCGAAUGGGGACCGAUCACAGUUCGAUCUCUCACUUUCAAGAGCAACAAAAGAACUUAUGGACCGUUUGGGGUCGAACAAGGAACCUAUUUUUCACUCCAGGAGACAGCUUCGAAUAUUAAGAUUGUUGGGUUCCAUGGCAUGUCUGGCCGGUAUCUUGAUUCAAUAGGCGCUUACGUAAAGCCUAUUGAUCAGAAUGAACAAAACCAACACGCGAAAACUCUGCUUCGGACACCGUUCAAUUAUCCGACUAUUGGUACUGAUCAGAACCUUGCUGGCUACUCACUAAUCCAAAACUGUAACGUGCUUUUUGCUAUAACGCCGAAGGAUGACUCCACUACUAAACCAGCUGCAGUACCAGUACCCAAAAAGCUCUCAGGGCAGUUUUCUGAUUCCGAAACAAGUGAUGAUGUAGGAACCAAACAUAAGCUGACGACGAAUAUUGAGAAGUUUCCCACAAAAGUUGAAGGGAUGGUAGCGUAUGGCCCCUUCGGAGGGACGGGUGGUGCAGCAUUUGAUGAUGGAAUUUAUUCGGGGAUUAGACAAAUCAAGUUAUCAAGAAACAUCGGUGUUGUAUACAUAAAGGUUCAGUAUGACCACAAUGGUGAAGCUGUUUGGGGAGGCAGACAUGGCGGGACUGGAGGAUUUAAAAGUGACAAGAUAGUUUUUGAUUACCCGAACGAGAUCUUGACGCAUAUAACAGGAACAUUUGCACCUACAUUAAAGGUCAUGCGGACUAGUGUUAUCAAGUCCCUCACUUUCCACACCACGAAGAAGCAGCAUGGGCCGUAUGGAGAAGAACAAGGAGCCUGUUUCACAACCAAGCUUAAAGAAGGGAAAAUCGUCGGAAUUCAUGGGAGGAAUGGUCUGUUCUUAGAUGCUCUUGGGGUCCAUGCCAUAGAAGGAAAGGUCCAUAUUGUAGAGACAAAGACACCAACUCUCACAAAUACUCCUAAUAUUCCCGACGGUCACACUGACCACAAAAAUAAGACACCAACUGUCACAAAUACUCCUAAUACUUUCACUGCAAUGAUCCCAAAGGAGCAUGCAGGGGCAAUUACUGAGAUAGAUAAUCCUCACUGGACAAAUAAACUACUAAUGACAAACAGAGGAAAAGUCGAAGAGGUUGCUUAUGGGGUGAUAAAAGAACCAGCUCCGUGUGGACCGGGACCUUGGGGCGGAGAUGGAGGUAGAGCAUGGGAUGAUGGAGUGUUUUCCGGGAUUAGUCAGAUUCAUUUGACAAGAGAAGCAGAAGGCAUUUGCUCAGUGCAGAUUGAGUAUGAUCGAAAUGGUCAAUUCAUUUGGUCUGCUAAGCAUGGAGGCAAUGGAGGAACUUCCCCACAUAGAGUACGAAUGCUUUAUCAACAUCUUCAUCAAUUUGAUUGUUUUUUUUUUUUUUUCGCGAUAUCAUAAACAACUGUUAUCUUAGAAUCUACGGGGAAGGAGAUUUGAACUUUGGUGCAAGUGGGCGGACAUACAGCCCUGACUGACUGGCUUUCUACUUAUCGUUUGCUUAUCCCUCUUCAAGAAGUACUGAUCAUAUGUCUCAAGCAAUAAUUGGAGUUCAUAGAGCAGGGAAAAUAAAAUAGUUUUUGACUCGUGGUAACAUUUGCUUAUGUGGUUUAGUCGGUCUUGAUUUUUAUUUUAUUUUAUUGUUAUAUUUAAGUGAGUCGAACUUUGAACUAUUUUAGUCGACUUAUGGUGUUAUUUGGUGGGAUUCUAGACUCAUCUCCCGUCCUCUUAAUUAAAAAUAAGAAUGUGAUCAAUACAUGGUGAUUAUUUUGUUGUUAUUGACAUGUGAUAUACUCAAUUUUUAUUAUCUAAUUAAUUGAUGUGGUAUAUUGUUUUUUAAGUUGCUCUUUCCUAUUUUUCUAUAUUUU
This is a messenger RNA of Pyrus x bretschneideri (Chinese white pear), 2162 nucleotides long. RefSeq names its product jacalin-related lectin 3-like. NCBI's taxonomy places the organism in Eukaryota, Viridiplantae, Streptophyta, Magnoliopsida, Rosales, Rosaceae. Gene Ontology annotation, molecular function: carbohydrate binding. The record is from RefSeq and is a predicted model, not a curated record.